AUGGCGCUGAGUUUGCGUCGUGGUACUUGGUCACAAGUUUGUCGAGGACGACCAAACUUGGCCUCGAAAUUAUAUUUGACAACAUUGUCACCUGUUGUUUUUCAUAGCAACAUUUUGGCCAGUUCUCCGAAUUUGCACGGGAUAUCUGCAGAUACAUUCAAGUUUACCACUCUUUUUCUUGGCACGAACAAGAAGGUCAACUUAACAGGCUUGUCAGUUUAUUCUCCUAGAAGUAGUGGUAGUAGUGGUGUUAAUAAUAAUAUUUCAAUUGGCGGUAAGGGCGAAAGUGUUCAGGCAACAGGAUUUAUACGCAAAGACCAAUGUAAGAUUGGCUUGCUUUCCGGACUGCAUAUAUCUUUGUCUAAGUUUAAUACAACCUUCAACCCGAUCAGGUCAUUUCGUACCUGGGAACCGUCCACCAAGGUCCUUCACGCAAAGAAAUCGAGAGGAGAAAUGUCUAAUUUAAAGGUUGAUCCAGCGGCCCCCGACAGUACUAAAAAGUCUCCUAGUUCUGGGAGUGAUAGUCCUGAUAGUAUGGGAUCUGCUGCAAGUGCUAGAUCCAGUCCGCAAGGGAUACGUGAGGAUGUGGCGCCAAAUGAAAGGGAACCCAUGUGGAAAAUAAAGAAAGAGAAAAACCUUAAAGAAAAUAUAGAAGAACGUAAAGCCCGAUGUAACUUUAGAAAAUGCACUCUAUUGAAAAGCAUUGACACUUGGACUGAAUAUUAUUCUAGAAAAGAACGUGAAAUCAAAGAUGACCGUAAGGGUACCAAAGGCAGCCUCAAAUCACCAUGUGUUCAGCUUAACAACAAAGUGUCUAUUUGGAAAGGUGACAUAACUUCUUUAGUAAUUGAUGCUAUUGUGAAUGCAGCCAAUGAAAGUUUGAUGGGAGGAGGAGGAGUUGAUGGUGCCAUCCAUUCUGCUUCUGGUAAAUUUCUUAAACAAGAAUGCAUGACUCUUAGACCUUGCCUCACUGGGCAAGCUGUCAUCACAGGAGGUUAUGAUUUACCAGCAAAAUAUGUGAUCCAUACUGUCGGGCCACGGGGAGAAGAUCCAGAUAAACUAAGAAGCUGUUAUGAAAAUUCGUUAAAGUACUUACUUGAAAAUGAACUAAAGUCAAUUGCUUUUCCCUGUGUAUCUACGGGUAUUUAUGGUUAUCCUAAUGAUAAGGCUGCUGAAGUUGUCCUAAAAACUGUACGAGAAUGGUUAGAAAAAAAUAAUGAAAAAGUUGAACGGGUGAUAUUUUGUCUGUUUCUGGAGAAAGAUAUUCGUAUUUAUGAAGAAAAAAUGCAGCUAUACUUCCCAAUACCCAGCAACGAAACUGGUAAAGCUGGACAAGACGAGCCUAAAGUUUUUAUUUAUUACCUUCUUUUUCAAGGUUCACCUUUAUUAAAAUCAGAAAACAGGUAUGGCUCUACCUGGGAGAUUGUUGAUGCUCGGACGCAUGGGACGACGUCACUGUCUUCACUUGACACCUGUGGUGACCAAGAAGAAAUUGACAAAUGGGUCAUCACCUGCGACAGCGAUCAUAAUGAGGGUAGCAGUAAGGCAUUAUUUGAACUGAAUAAAAACGGUAAUGGACUUUUCCACGGACACCUCUCCACCAAAUUACCAAAGGAUGGAAUUGUAAAAGAUGCUGGAUAUGUAAAUUUGCGAUCACCGAGACUUAUGAAAUCUUUCAAAAGACCAAUUCCAUAUGACCUUUCACGGUACACACAUCUGGUUUUGCGGGUCCGUGGAGAUGGCCGGACAUACAUGCUCAAUUUUCAAAUGGACAUGACUUUUGACAUUCAUUGGGAUGAUGUCUACAAUUUUGCUUUAUAUACACGUGGAGGGCCCUAUUGGCAAGUGGCAAAGAUUCCUUUCUCUCGUUUCUACAGAGCCUUCAAAGGUCGAGUCCAAGAUAAACAGGACAGUCUUAUUCUUGACAAAAUUGCUCAUUUUGGUAUUACCCUUGGUGAUGGCAAUAGUGGGUGCUUCCAACUUGAAAUCGAUUAUAUUGGUGCCAUGUAUGAUAUGAAUCAUGAAGAGGAAUUUGCCUGGGAAAUGUACAAAGCUGAACCUUAUACUGUAGGAGUUUAA
Acanthosepion pharaonis is the source of this 2079-nucleotide messenger RNA. NCBI's taxonomy places the organism in Eukaryota, Metazoa, Mollusca, Cephalopoda, Sepiida, Sepiidae. The record is from the annotation of a GenBank genome assembly.